AUGUCUGAGAUGCUACAGUUCCACGUCUACCCCGACGAGCUGGAAGAAGACGAUAUCCUCUUCCGCAACGAACUACUGGCCUACCGACGACUCUCCGCGCAGGGCUUGUGUGACAAAAGAGUCGUCUGUCAGUUUUACGGAUGUAUGGCUGGUCUUGAUCCCGCUCUGAAUGAGAGCUGGCUCCGUCCGUUCGUGAAUGAUGCUUUCCGUCCCUGCGCCAUCUUUCUGGAAUACAUCCCGAACUUACUGCAAAUCAACUCGGAAACAUACACCAAGGAAAGAUGGCAGCGCGCAACGGAAGUCCAGAACGACAUCUUACGCGCUGGUGUUCUACAGCAAGACAUUCAUUACAAUGCGAUGGUCGCUGUCGAUGGAAACUCGGAGGACAGGGUAAUCUGGCUCGAUUUCGAUUGGGCAAAGACUUACGAUCAGGACAUCAGAGAGACUCCGGACGCGGUGUAUCAAAUUGAUCAGAUGAGGAAGAUGGGACUUGAGUUUGAAAAGGCUCAAGAAGAAGGGAUUCCUCCGUGGUAA
Molecule: messenger RNA, 534 nt
Organism: Aspergillus terreus NIH2624
Lineage: Eukaryota; Fungi; Ascomycota; Eurotiomycetes; Eurotiales; Aspergillaceae
Exons: 2
Coding region: 1-534 (177 amino acids)
Source: RefSeq, a predicted model, not a curated record